This is a messenger RNA of Cyprinodon variegatus (sheepshead minnow), 2766 nucleotides long. RefSeq names its product NACHT, LRR and PYD domains-containing protein 3-like. Gene Ontology annotation, molecular function: protein binding. The record is from RefSeq and is a predicted model, not a curated record. Lineage: Eukaryota; Metazoa; Chordata; Actinopteri; Cyprinodontiformes; Cyprinodontidae. The transcript has 8 exons. The coding region runs from base 1 to 2766 and encodes 921 amino acids.
AUGGCCCCGGACCUGGAGGAGCUGAUUCUCAUCCCGGCCGCUUCACACUCGGCUGUGAACCGCCCCAGCGCACGCUUUGGAACACACCCUCCGGUCCCCCUUCUUAUGGAGGGGAACCACCACCCCAGUCUGCCAAUCCAGGGGGACUGUCCUCGACCUCCGAUGUUGAAGAGACGUGUCAACCAUGACAGCCCGACAACAUCCAGAGCUCUAAGAUACUCAGGACGGAUCUCGUCCACCCCCGAAGCCUUGCCACCGUGGAGUUUUUUGACCACCUCGGUGACUUCAGCCUGGGUGAUGAACGAAUCCAGGCCCAAGCACCCCGUCUCUUCAUCCCCCAUGGAAGGCGUGUCUGCUCUCCUCUGGAUAACCACACGACCUGCAGCAGCUCAUCAGAUCAAAAAUGAGUUCAUUGACAUGGUGACUGAGGUCAGAGGGUUCACCGACCCACAGAAGGAGGAGUACUUCAGGAAGAGGUUCAGAGAUGAAGAGAAGGCAAGCAGGAUCACAUCUCACAUUAAAAGAUUAAAAAGUCUCUUCAUCAUGUGUCACAUUCCCGCUGAUGUCUUGGAUAGUUUGUUGAAGACCAGAGAUAGAGCAGAGCUGCCAAAGACCCUGACUGGGAUGUACAUCCACUUCCUGAUACUUCAGAUCAAACGGAAAAUGAUCAAGUAUGGUCGAAGACAGAAGACAGAGUCCCCAUGGACUCGAGAGAACAUUGAGAUGGUUAAUUCUCUGGGAAAACUGGCCUUUGAGCAGCUGCUGGAAGGAAACCUGAUCUUCUAUAAACCAGACCUGGAAAAGUGUGGCAUUGACAUCCAAGCUGCUUCGUGGUUCUCAGGAGUGUUCACUGAGAUCUUUAAAGAGGAAAGAGGGAUGGACAACAUCUCAGUCUACUGCUUUGUUCAUCUGAGCUUCCAGGAGUUUCUGGCUGCAGUCUACAUGCUCCACUGUUUCACCAGCAGGAACACAGAGGUGGUGGAGAACUUCCUGGGAGAAGAAUGCAGAGAAACAUCUCUGGAGGACUUCAUGAAGAAAGUCCUGGAGAAAUCUCUCAGCAGUAAAAAUGGCCAUCUGGACAUGUUUCUUCGCUUCCUUCAUGGCCUCUUGGUGGAGUCCAACCAGAGCCUCUUAGGAGGCCUGCUGGGUCAGAUGGAGACCAGUCCAGGAACCAUCCAGAGAGUCAUAAAUAAUCUGAAGGAGGUGAAAACUGAUGAAGAUUUUUCUCCUGAUAGAAGCAUCAACAUCUUCCACUGUCGUCAGGAGAUGAAGGACCUCUCAGUUUAUCAGGAGAUCCAACAGCUCCUGAAAUCAGAGAAGUACCUCUCAGAGACCCAGUGCUCAGCUCUGGCCUACAUGCUGCAGAUGUCAGAGGAGGUUCUGGAUGAGUUCGACCUGAUGAAGUUCAACACAUCAGAGAAUGGAAGACGUAGGCUGGUUCCAGCUGUGAGGGACUGCAGAAAGGCUCGACUUGGUGGCUGUGAACUCACUAAGGCUGAAUGUGAAGCUGUGGCCUCAGCUCUGAAGUCCAACCAUCACCUGACUGAAGUUGAAAUAGAGAAGAUAUGUGGAGAUAACCUCUUUAAAGACUCUGGAAUGAAGCAUCUGUGUGAGAUAUUGGAGAGUUCAAUCUGCAAAGUGAAGAAACUGAGAUUGAAAAACGUCAAAUUGUCAGAGAUCAGCUGUGCUUCUCUGGGCUCAGCUCUGAAGUCAAAUCCAUCCCAUCUGACAGAACUGGAUCUGAGCGGAAUUGACCUGGACCCUGAAAUGAAGGAUCUCUGUUGGUUUCUCCAGUCUCCCCUCUGCAAACUACAGACACUGAGAUUGGAUUACUGCAGGUUGUCAGAGAUCAGCUGUAUUUCUCUGGGCUCAGCUCUGAAGUCAAAUCCAUCCCAUCUGACAGAACUCGACCUGAGCCAAAACAAACUGGACCCUGAAAUAAAGGAUCUCUGUGGGUUUCUCCAGUCUCCCCUCUGCAAGCUACAGAAAUUGAGAUUAAGGAGCUGUGGUUUGUCAGAGAUCAGCUGUGCUUCUCUGGUCUCAGCUCUGAAGUCAAACCCCUCACAUCUGGAACACCUGGACUUAAUGAACAACAACCUGAAGCAGUCUGAUGUUCAGCAGCUGCAGGAUCUUGUAGAGAGUUCAGACUACAAACUGACACUGAAUUGGGGGGAAACGGUGGAGUAUCCUGACGAUGAGGAUUACACUGACUAUGAUGAUUAUAAUGACCAUGAGGAUUACACUGACCCGAUCGACUUUGAGGAUUACAGUGACCAUGAGGAUUACACUGACCCGAUCGACUUUGAGGAUUACAGUGACCAUGAGGAUUACACUGACCCGAUCGACUUUGAGGAUUACAGUGACCAUGAGGAUUACACUGACCCGAUCGACUUUGAGGAUUACAGUGACCAUGAGGAUUACACUGACCCGACCGACUUUGAGGAUCACAUUGACCAGACCGACUUUGAGGAUUACAGUGACCUCACCGUCGGUGACGAUUGCACUGACCAGGCUGGCUGUGACGAUUACAGUGACCUCACCGUCGGUGAGGAUUACACUGACCAGGCUGGCUUUGAGGAUUACAGUGACCUCACCAUCGGUGAGGAUUACCCUGACCAGGCUGGCUUUGAGGAUUACAGUGACCUCACCGUCGGUGAGGAUUACCCUGACCAGGCUGGCUUUGAGGAUUACAGUGACCUCACCGUUGGUGAGGAUUACACUGACUACACCGACUUUGAGGAUUACACUGUCAAUGAUGACUACUGA